Messenger RNA from Megalopta genalis, 727 nucleotides. RefSeq names its product mitochondrial import inner membrane translocase subunit TIM14. NCBI's taxonomy places the organism in Eukaryota, Metazoa, Arthropoda, Insecta, Hymenoptera, Halictidae. Gene Ontology annotation, molecular function: ATPase activator activity. The record is from RefSeq and is a predicted model, not a curated record. Gene Ontology annotation, biological process: protein import into mitochondrial matrix. Gene Ontology annotation, cellular component: PAM complex, Tim23 associated import motor.
AUGAAGGCAGCACUGCUUAACUGUUAAGCGUCAAUCAAUCAGAGGAGAAGCAGUUUCUCUACCUGCUUCAUAAUUCUGUGCCGGUUGCCCCCGCCUUGGAUUACUAUGAUGAGACAUUAUUGGAACAGUCAUAGAGAAGGUCUUUCAUUAAUUCACUCAAUGGCCUAAUAAAAUUAUUUCGUCUGCUACGCCGAAGUAUUUGCGUUUAACUUCUGCAUUGUUUUGACAAUACCAGCGGAAUGGCCGGUUCACUUGUUGCAGCAGGUAUUGGUCUUGCUGUAGUAGGUUUUACUGGGCGUUAUAUUUUGAAGAGGAUGCCUGGUUGGUCUCAAAGAAUGUCAGAGGCUGUUAAAUCAUUAGAUGCCCAGAAAUUAUCAAAUAAUAAAUACUACAAAGGAGGAUUUGAGAAUAAAAUGACUCGUCGAGAAGCUAGUUUAAUAUUAGGUGUGUCUCCUACUGCAAAUAAAGUAAAAGUAAAGGAGCAUUUUAAAAAAGUUAUGGCUGUAAAUCAUCCCGAUAGAGGUGGAUCACCUUAUAUAGCAGCCAAAAUUAAUGAAGCAAAAGAUCUGUUAGAAAAAUGAAGUAGAAUAAAUAAUUUGUAUUACAUAUAUAUUUGUAAAUGUAAUUCUAAUUUUAGAAUUUCUAGAACAAAUUUUUCUGUACAUACCUAAUUAACACAAAUUAAUCUUAUAUUUUACUCAACUUAAAAUAGACAUUUGUAUAUAGA